Molecule: messenger RNA, 2625 nt
Organism: Danio rerio (zebrafish)
Lineage: Eukaryota; Metazoa; Chordata; Actinopteri; Cypriniformes; Danionidae
Source: RefSeq, a predicted model, not a curated record
AACCAGCUUUAGGAUUUUUCCAUCUGCAGGCAAGUCAUGAACAUGGGCAUUACUCUUUAAUGCAGUCAAGCCUUUUUCAUGGAAUUUCUGGAGCAUAACUGCCUUUCCCACUUGAACACAAGCUGCUCUCUGGACUUUCAUUUGAGUUAUGUCAAUGUAUUUUUGUUCUUGUACAUAUCUGCGAUCUCUGUUCUGACUGUGUGUGGAAAUCUACUCGUCAUCGUCUCUAUAACAGUUUUCAAGCAGCUUCAUACACCGACCAACCUCCUCAUCCUCUCGCUGGCCAUAUCUGACCUGUUGGUGGGAAUCUGUCUGAUGCCGGUUGAAAGCAUCAGAAGCAUCAACUCCUGUUUUUACAUGGGAAAGUCCCACUGUCAUAUAUUUCAUAGCAUUAUGUCCAUUGUUGGCUCUGCUUCCCUUAUGAACAUCAUGUUAGUGGCUAUUGAUCGUUAUUUUGCAGUGUGUAAUCCGCUUCUGUAUAUGUCCAAAAUGACAAUUAGAAAAGCUCUGAUCUGUGUAUGUUUAGGAUGGACUGUGUCCAUCUGUUAUAAUCUUGUACCAGUGAAUUUGGGAAAUUCAGACCCGACAGGAGCUGUUGUGGUCUGUUUAAGGGAAUGUGCAGUGGCUGUCAGCAAUUCAUGGGGUCCCGCUGACUUAAUAGUGAGCUUUAUUGCUCCAUGUAUUAUGAUGUUAAUUCUGUACACAAGAAUUCUCACAGUGGCCUUAAAACAAGCCAAAGCCAUUUCUAACAUGACAAAGAAAAAUGGAUCUCAGCCAUCCAGGAAAUCAGAGGUAAAGGCAACCAAAACCUUGAGCACUAUUGUCUUUGUGUAUUUUAUUUGCUGGAUUCCCUGGUAUGUCAUUAUGCUGAAGAUGGAACAAUUUAACAAGUUGCCUGUGAGCAUUUCUGCUUUUUUAUGUCUAUUUUACACAAAUUCAUGCAUCAAUCCCUUUAUAUAUGCAAUAUCGUAUCCCUGGUUCAAAAGGUCAGUGAAACUUGUGGUUAGCCUAAGAAUACUGCAGACAGCAACUAACCAGUUGAACUUAUUUGCUGAAGACUGUUAAUAUGGAAUACUUAAUAAUACUAAAUGUUAACGGUUUUGAUUAUCUUCUUUGGCCUAUAAAUCUCUUGCCUAAAUUACAUGUUUAGCAUGAUGCAAAAAACAUUGACGUGAAACUGAAUCAAUAAACUAGAAUGUGUAGACCCUUCGUACACUUAAACAAAAAAAGGAAGUAUACUUUCAGUCUUUUUAUGUACUACAACACUAAAACUGCUAGUUAACUACACUAGUAAUUAACAGUUUUAUUGAUUCUCAGGCAGGUUUCAGCAUGGAAUACAGAAUACAACUCUGAAAAGAAUCAACAUUUUGUUUUUUUGUUUUUGCCCUAUUAUUGACCCACCCCAAACUAAUCCCCAACUACUACUUUAAGGUUCUGGCUUGGCUAAUAGUAAAUAUAAUUAAGGCCUCUAUCUUAUAUAAUGAAGAAAACAUUUAAAUAAAAUACAAUAAAAAUUAAAUGAAACAAAUGAAUGGGUAAGUUUAAUCAAUAACAUAUCAAAUUUAAACUGUUGACAUCAGAAUAUUUCUCAUACAUUUAUUACUGUUCCAUUUCCAAACAGUUUAAGUACGUGGACCAUUUUUUAAAGUAUAGGUUUAGCUUGUCCAUUUGCUUAUGAGACAUUUUUUCAAAUGCGGCCACUCUAGCAAGCUCUACUGCCCAUUCUUGGAAGGAAGGGGCCUCCUCUGAUUUCCAGCUCCUAAGAAUUAUUUGUCUGCCAAUCAGUAAACUGGUUUGGACCCAAAAUUUUAUGUUUUGCUAGUUAACUACACUAAGAAUGAUUGCAUUAUUUUGUCUGUGUGUGUUUGUGUGUGUCUGCGUAUUGUGCAGUUGUAAAAGUUAAUUUGUUGCCCAAAUUCUGAGCAUGGGACAAAGUUCACGAACUAAUUAUUUACCACAAGUAUUACGACUAGUUGUGCACGUAAAGUCAACUACUGCCACAGUCAUACUACACUUAAAUAUAUUUCAUAUACAAAAAGCUGACAAGUUCAUAUAUUCACAUAGUAGCUCAUUCAUUCAUUUUUACAGUGGAAUGAACCGCCAACUUACCCAGGAUACGUUUUACUCAACAUAUGCCCAUCCAGCUGCAACCCAGUACUGGGAAAUAUCCAUACACACUCAUUUACACAGAUACACUACAGUCAAUUUAAAUGGCAACAGGGGGAGAACAUGCAAACUCCACACAGAUAUGUCAACUGACCCAGCCGGGUCUCAAACCAGUGACCGUCUUGCAGCGAAUCGACAGUGAUAACCACUGAGCCAACGUGUCACCCAGUUUUAGGACAAUUUGAUUAAAGUUUUUGAUCCAUUUUAAAUGUUGACUACUGUAUACCUAAAAUGCACAUAUUCCAAGUAUACUUGGUUUGUAGUUGACUUUACUCCUUUAAUUGAGUGGCCUAUUAAAUAUUUCUCUCACAUAAUAUUGCAUUUUUCACAAGUUUCUGAGAUAAAGCUCAGGGCUAACUUUCAGUAACUCGCAGCGACAGAUCUUAAAGUACAUCCAUGUCAUUGGAGUUUCUGUAUUUGUUUAUUUUUAUUAAAAGCUGCUUAAAUGCCCUAAUUUAA